GCGCGCUGGCUGGCUGGUGGCUGGCUGGCUGGCGGGGGACAGCAGGAAUCGGAGCAGCACUGCCGCCUCUGGCGCGAAGGCUCAGGCGCCUCCUCCCACCCGUCACUGUGGCUCGGCUCACGCUGCCGGCGGCUGCCCUUUCUGCCUCUGGGGAAGAAAGCCCAGCCGGCCGCGCUCGCGCUUGAACCAUGGCUUCGGGCCGAAGGGGCUGGGACAGCUCCCACGAGGACGAUCUGCCCGUGUACCUGGCCAGGCCGGGUACCACCGACCAGGUCCCGCGGCAGAAGUACGGCGGCAUGUUCUGCAACGUGGAGGGCGCCUUCGAGAGCAAGACUUUGGAUUUCGAUGCCCUGAGCGUGGGGCAGCGGGGAGCCAAGACUCCCCGUAGCAGCCAGGGCGGCGGCCGCGGCGGGAGCAGCCGGCCGGGGGUCGAAGAGGACACGCCGCGGAGGGGCCAGGGCCGGGACGACAGCAGGGAGCCCGCGCCCGCCUCGCCCGCGCCAGCCGGGGUGGAGAUCCGGAGCGCCACGGGCAAGGAGGUGUUACAAAACCUCGGUCCCAAGGACAAGAGUGACCGUCUUCUAAUCAAGGGAGGCAGAAUUGUUAAUGAUGAUCAGUCCUUUUAUGCUGAUAUUUACAUGGAGGAUGGCUUAAUAAAGCAAAUUGGAGACAAUCUGAUUGUCCCUGGAGGUGUAAAAACCAUCGAAGCCAAUGGGAAGAUGGUGAUCCCUGGAGGCAUUGAUGUUCACACUCACUUCCAGAUGCCUUACAAGGGUAUGACCACAGUGGAUGACUUCUUCCAAGGGACAAAGGCCGCCUUAGCCGGUGGUACCACCAUGAUCAUUGACCAUGUGGUACCUGAGCCUGAGUCCAGCCUGACCGAGGCCUAUGAAAAGUGGCGUGAGUGGGCUGAUGGGAAAAGCUGUUGUGACUAUGCCUUGCAUGUGGACAUCACCCACUGGAACGACAGCGUCAAGCAGGAAGUGCAAAGCCUCAUCAAGGACAAAGGGGUUAACUCCUUCAUGGUUUAUAUGGCCUACAAGGAUUUGUACCAAGUGUCCAACACAGAGCUCUAUGAUAUCUUCACCUGCCUGGGAGAACUGGGGGCCAUUGCUCAAGUUCAUGCUGAGAACGGGGAUAUCAUUGCCCAGGAGCAGGCACGGAUGUUGGAAAUGGGGAUUACUGGCCCAGAAGGCCAUGUUCUGAGCAGACCAGAGGAGUUGGAAGCUGAGGCUGUGUUCCGAGCUAUCACCAUCGCCAGCCAGACCAACUGCCCCCUCUAUGUCACCAAGGUCAUGAGCAAGAGCGCAGCUGAUCUCAUCUCACAAGCCAGGAAGAAAGGAAAUGUGGUCUUUGGCGAGCCCAUCACUGCCAGCCUUGGAAUAGAUGGAACCCAUUACUGGAGCAAGAACUGGGCCAAGGCAGCCGCAUUUGUGACAUCACCACCUCUGAGCCCUGACCCAACGACCCCUGACUACAUUAACUCGUUGCUGGCCAGCGGGGAUUUGCAGCUCUCUGGAAGUGCCCAUUGCACUUUCAGCACUGCCCAGAAAGCCAUUGGGAAAGACAACUUCACAGCCAUCCCUGAGGGUACCAAUGGUGUGGAAGAGCGUAUGUCUGUCAUUUGGGACAAGGCUGUGGCCACAGGGAAAAUGGAUGAAAACCAGUUUGUGGCUGUGACAAGUACCAAUGCUGCCAAGAUCUUUAACCUAUAUCCCCGCAAGGGGAGAAUAGCUGUGGGAUCCGACAGCGACCUGGUCAUCUGGGACCCAGAUGCUGUGAAGAUCGUCUCUGCUAAGAACCACCAGUCGGCUGCAGAGUACAACAUCUUUGAAGGGAUGGAACUUCGUGGGGCACCCCUGGUGGUCAUCUGCCAGGGCAAGAUCAUGCUGGAAGACAGCAACCUGCAUGUGACCCAGGGGGCUGGCCGCUUCAUCCCAUGCAGCCCAUUCUCUGACCAUGUCUACAAGCGCAUUAAAGCCAGGAGGAAGAUGACUGACCUGCAUGCGGUUCCAAGAGGCAUGUAUGAUGGACCCGUGUUUGACUUGACCACUACUCCCAAAGGGGGCACCCCAGCCGGCUCUACUCGGGGCUCUCCCACUCGGCCAAACCCACCAGUGAGGAAUCUCCAUCAGUCAGGAUUUAGCCUGUCAGGCACCCAAGUGGAUGAGGGUGUUCGCUCAGCCAGCAAGCGCAUCGUGGCGCCCCCUGGAGGGCGUUCUAAUAUCACAUCCCUGAGUUAAGCAACUCCUCCCCAAAGAUGGGGGGGGCCAGAAGCAAGAAGAGAUUGUUUGAAGCCAAAAUGGUACACCGAUAUUUAAGAAGGAAAGUGAAUCCAAGCAGUUGCGAUCUAAAUCAAUAAGCCUCAAGCCUUAUGUUUCUCAAUGUUAUGCUCGCUUGCCUAGCUUUAUGAAUAUUGCUUUGUUUUCUGUUUAUGCAUAGCCUUGAGUUGUUUGGUCCCCUCCCCCCACUUACAUGCAUGCGAUCAGACAGGCCACUAAGGUAAAGCGUCUGCUCUAUUAUAGUGUUGAGAGCGUGUGUAGUGCUGCAUCUUAUGACAAGGGGGACAGACGAAGCUGGGAUGUCAGGAAAAUGGAAAAAAAAGGCACACAGGUUAUUUGGGUGAUUAGGUGGUGGGAGCCCAGGGCAAGGUGGAGGGCACAGAAGGGCUGGGGUGGGGUGUGUAGGAGGGAGGUGGGUGGGCUGCAUGAGCAGAAGGGUGUUGUGUGUUGUAUUGAUGACGGACAUUCUUUUCCAUGGAAGAUGGCCAUGUGCGUCAGCUAGGUGCUUCAUCACAGUCCCCUGGGAUCUGUGGUUCUUUGGUUCUGGACUUUUCCCUGUCCCUUACUAGUAGAUUCUGUUUCUUUGAACAUUUAUUAAGUGCCAGAAUCCAGCCAUUUCUUCCACCUGCUUCAUGAUGCCCGUGUUUGCUUGGGCUGCUGUUGCUUUCUGAUCAUCUUUUCUGGGUGGGGAAGGCCACACAGGGAGAACAGAUGGACACAUCUCUUCCUCUUCUACUUUGGUGCUUGUCAAAGGCAACCAUGAAGAGCACAAUAAAGGUCCUGGUUGGGAAGCACAGCAGAAAUUUCGACAGCUUUUUUCUCAGCCCUGGGGAGGCAGGCAUCUCUUACUCUCCUGUCUGUAAACCUGGAGGCACAUACUCUGGCAUGCUGAGUUAGGACCAUAGCAGAGAUGGACAGAGUCAAAGGGCUUCCCUUGUCAGUGGUGAGUGACUUAUUCUCUUUAUCUUCUCAGAUCCAAGCACAUUCAUGAUGGAACAACUUUGUUUAAUUGACUUUAUUAGUUGGUCCCUAAACGUUACUUUGAAUACUAAUCUCUCGGGUUCUGUGGGAGUAAGCAGAGAUUUGGGGAAGCCAGUCUUGAGCAGCAGGAACACAUCAUGUAACCAUGCUGUCCAUUCUAAACCAUGUGUUUCCUCUUCUAUUAGUAGAUCCUUGGGUAGGGGGCACUUUUUAUUCAGUACUAAAAUUUCCAAGGUAAGAUAUAUGGAUGAUAACACGCAGCCUUCUUGGUGAGGUGCAUAAGGGAAAUGGGCCAGGGUAUGUCCCUGUGUCCUUUGUGUAACAGAGCUCAGAGUCCAUUUCCCUAUCACACCAUUUCUAUAGACAAUUUAGGAGCAAGGUCUAUGAGCAAGAUGGAGAUCUGCAGAAGUAGGACACCCUGAUGCGGAAAAGAUAAGUUCAAUCCUGGCUCAGACUUCUGUGCUCUGGGGGUCCAGUUGGUAGAAAACAUAACCCUGUAUGCUAAGUACUCUGAAGAGAAGAGCAGGCCUCAUAUACCUUCUAAGUACUUAGGAGAAACCGUUAUCUCUGCCUGCAGGUUUUGUGUCUGUGUGUGUCAAGGGCUCUUCUUUGUUUUGCUUUGUGUUUUGUUUUGUUCCAUUUUGCGGAGCUGGGCAGUUGAAUCCGGGGCCUCUUUCAUGCUAGGCAAGCACUCUGCCACUGUGCCACACCACCAGCCCUGACUACAGGCUCUAAUAAACUGAGAACAAGAGAAAUAAAUACUUGGAUACUAAGGAAUUUGGAAAUAGCUAAGGAAGAGGAUUUUCCCUAGAAAGCUACUUUCAGUUCCAAUCAUGAAAAAGCCUCAUUUACCUCACACUAGGGAAUCUUGCUGUUUUAAAGCUCUCGUGGUGCUUUUGAGGGAAACUUCGGCAGAAAAAUGAAGGGAAUUGCUUUAAUUUGCAAUUCUAAGAUGGGGGGGUGUAUCAAGGAACUCAAAAUAAAUGACUUUUAUAUACAAAGGGAGUUGGCCAGAUCUGAAGCAUGUGUAUACCAUAUACCUCAACAGCCAGGCUAGGCUUCAGCAUAAGUUGCAGUACCAGCUAUGGCCACCAGAUGGAGGAAAAGACACGCAGCGUAAUUGUGAGCCUCCGCUUCUGAACCACCAACUCUGGUUACCCAGGCCUGAGCACCAAGUCUCUCCAAGGCUUCUCUCUCUCUCACGAAAAUAAAUCUUUCUUAGGCUGAUGAUCAUCUGCACUGCACUUGGAAUUUCUUCCAAAAUGUGGUAUUGUGCCAGAAUAUAGUCUACUCAAACUUCCCACCUGCUAGGAGCAAAUCUUGAAGCCCUCAAGGUAGGCAACACCAUCCUAAGCUGCCUCCCUUUCUUUAUUGGCCGCUAGUAACAUUCAAGCACAGAAAUUCUUGAGAAUUGUGAGAGAAACUCCCCACCAUUUUCUUAACAUAAAAACUUUUCUAAGCAACAUGGUACUUGAGUUAAAAUUUAUACUUAAAAUUGUACUUCUCCUUAGACACAUCAAAUAGCUCCAGUCAGUGGGCUGGGGGCGGGGCUGUAAGUUGACUGGCACUUCAUCCAAGGUCACACUGAGUGCUGCCUCAGUGUCAUGAAGUUUUGCCAUCUCAUCUCUCAACUCAGCCCCUCUGAGAAUACUCUGCUAUCUCCCAACCUCCUCACAUUAUUUCUAAACCCAGGUGGCAAUCCAUUGCUAUUCUCUGAGAGGGCCACAGGCUUAGGUGUUUGAGAAACUCCUUAUGGAGCUACUAAAUCAGCUCCCCCAGUAGAGAGAUUUCUUUUACUUCUAAGUUUCCUGAAACUAUAGGAUUGUGGUCAUCCUCUAAAAUGAUUAUUUUUUUCUCUUCAAAGUCCAGUGAUCCUUUGGGUUUUUAUUCAUGAUCACACCCAAAGAACCACUCUCUUCUCUAGGGGCCUGAAUUUUAACCCUGGGCUCCAUUCUGCUCAUCCUGAAAAGCCCCUUCCAAAAGGUGAAUGAAUAGUUCCCCACUUUGGUUCUUAUCAAAAACUUCCCUAGCCUUCUCCCUUGGGCAGAGACAGCUUGAGCCCUGAUCCAGUCAUGGGCUGACCUGGGCAGCCAGCAUUCCUUGUAAUUCCCCUUUGAAACAUGGUGUGUGAGUGUUUCAGUUCUGUGUCUGGUGGCUAUGGACAGUGAGUCUCCCUGUGACCUGUGCUAGCUGUGAGGCAGCUCGGAACUCGAAGAGCUGUUUGGUUUGAACCGUGAAGAAAACUGUGUAUUGAAUUAGCUGAGAUUAAAGAAAAAAGCUCAUCAAGUGACUGUUAAUGUAAACCUGGUUAUUAAAAUAAUUAUAAAAUUA
Molecule: messenger RNA, 5594 nt
Organism: Nannospalax galili (Upper Galilee mountains blind mole rat)
Lineage: Eukaryota; Metazoa; Chordata; Mammalia; Rodentia; Spalacidae
Gene: Dpysl3
Product: dihydropyrimidinase like 3
Exons: 14
Coding region: 189-2243 (684 amino acids)
Biological process (GO): actin crosslink formation
Cellular component (GO): cytoplasm; cytosol
Molecular function (GO): hydrolase activity, acting on carbon-nitrogen (but not peptide) bonds, in cyclic amides
Source: RefSeq, a predicted model, not a curated record